GACUCUUGUCCCAGGAUAAUAAACGAUGCAGCUCCACGGAAUUGUAUCACGGAUCUUUCUUGUCGGUCUUUCAUACAUAACGCAGUUCCGAGGGCAUUUGCCAAUUAAUUCCAGAGCCCUUUUCGGGAACAAUGACGCUAUUCCCGAUAGGCAUACUUAUUGUACUUAGGAGAUCUAGCGGGCAUCUCAACAGCCGAAACACCGAACAAACUCAAGUCAAGAUGCUCGUAUUUUUUAAGAGGCAUCAUCCCUACGGAGAAACAAAAGUAGAAUUCGGUUAGUGUCUUUACUCGUCUAGUAUCAUGGAAUCUUCUUGACGAAAGCUUGUUCUCUAAUAAAGCUUGUCUCCUACCCACAGCCACCAUCAUAGGCAGCAAAGACACAGGUCUUGAGCGGAAACACCCCAAACAUUAUGUCGAAUCCAGAGCCAUCUCCCCAAAAACCGCUAGUUGCGGGCAGAAAGAUAAUCGUUGUCGGAUGCGGCAUUGCUGGUUUGGCUUUUCCUUUGGCCUUGCGAAAACAAUGGCCUGAAGAAUACAUUGAUGAGUUCCCUGCCAUCACAGUUUAUGAACGAGAUUGUCGCGAAAUCCGCCCCGGGCGAGAAGGCUACUCGAUCUCUAUCCGUGGCGAUGAUGUGGGUUCUGGAAUCCAGACCCUACACAAGAUGGGUCUUUUGGAGCAGAUGUUGCUGGUUAGCAUCACAGGAAGAUCAGGAAGCGAACCCAAAGGCGCAUUUACCCUCUGGGACCUCGACUGGAAGCCUCUGCUCAGUAUUUCGGGUCCUCCCAGUGACAAAGAGUUGCCGGCAACGUCUAUGCGCAUCCGAAGAGAUGCUCUACGGCAGGUCAUGAUCGACGCUCUUGAAACUCUGUUGCCUAAUGGGUCUAUCCAAUGGGAAACCAAAUGCACAAAAGCUGAACCUAUGCCUUCCAAAGUGAAGGUGACUGUGAGAAAUAAUAACGCGGAGGCCUCCUCAGAUCGUGAAGAUGAGUGCGACAUCCUUAUUGUGGCAGAUGGUGCCGGGAGUAAGGUCCGCGCUCAGCUACGCCCGGAGGAUACCCUGACCUUCAGAGGGAUUGUUUGUCUUGCCGGUGUCUCUCGUUUUACAGAAGGAGAGGUCCCGAAACCUAUGGACAAGAACUGGGGGGGCGUUCUGGGAGCCGGGCCGGUCGGUCUUUUUGUGUCUCCAGUAGAUACACGCAGCGCACUUUGGAGCCUGAGUUACAGAUCCGACCAGCCGCGAGAGAGGUUGUCUGCUCCUCUCAGCGAGGACCAGGCCGAGAACCUCCUCCGUGAGGCUCUUGACAGGGCUAAACCCUUCAAAGAGCCAACAGAGACACUCAUCAAGGCUACCGAUCCAGCUACUUUGGCAGUCUACAAUGCAAUGGACAAGCAGCCCUUCCGGCACGAGGCCAACUCGAAAAUCGUCUUUAUCGGGGACAGCAAUCAUGCCAUGAGCCCAUUUGCCGGAAAUGGUGCCAAUAUGGCACUGACGGACGCCUGGGAACUUGCGUUACAACUAUCCAAGUCUGUACCGACAUCAUCGAGCUUGUCACUGGACCUUGGUCCGGCAUUGAAGGCGUACGAUGAGAUGAGCAUUCCACGCUCUUCAAAGGCGAUCAACAGGUCUCAUUGGAGUAUAUCCAUGCUUCAUGCUGCUGGCAUUAAAUUAUGGGCGUAUAAAUUGUUUCUCGCCCUAGUCAGACCGAUCAAGGGUUGAGUUACUAAACAGUCCUUGACAUGGAAUUGGCUCUCCAAAAUAACGGAGUGGUGUUGUACUAUAGCACUCUCUGUCGUUUAUUUCUACCUCUCCUCGAUACCAUAACCCUCAUAAUUUAUAAUGGACCAGAACCUGGUAUUA
This is a messenger RNA of Paecilomyces variotii, 1861 nucleotides long. RefSeq lists its product as hypothetical. The transcript has a single exon. Bases 413 to 1720 code for a protein of 435 amino acids. The record is from RefSeq and is a predicted model, not a curated record. Lineage: Eukaryota; Fungi; Ascomycota; Eurotiomycetes; Eurotiales; Thermoascaceae. Gene Ontology annotation, molecular function: FAD binding.